Messenger RNA from Manis javanica (Malayan pangolin), 6762 nucleotides. The record is from RefSeq and is a predicted model, not a curated record. Lineage: Eukaryota; Metazoa; Chordata; Mammalia; Pholidota; Manidae.
CCGGGCCGGAGGGAAGCGGCGGUGGCUCCGCGGACGCAGUGGAGCCGGCGCGGCGCGGGGCGCGGGGCGCGGGGAGCGGCGGCCUCGGGCUGCGGAGCGGCGGCGCGGCGCGGGGCCCUCGCAAGCACGAUGAGGACCUAGGCCAUCUGCCUGCCGAGUGUUCCCUGGGCCUGUUGUGACCAUGGCCCCCCGCAAGAGGAGCCGCCAUGGCCUGGGCUUCCUGUGCUGCUUUGGGGGCAGCGACCUCCCCGAGAUCAACCUCCGGGACAACCACCCCUUGCAAUACAUGGAGUUCUCCAGUCCUAUCCCGAACCCAGAAGAGCUUAACGUCCGCUUCGCAGAGCUGGUGGAUGAAUUGGAUCUCACUGACAAAAACCGGGAAGCUGUGUUUGCGCUGCCCCCUGAGAAGAAAUGGCAGAUCUACUGCAGCAAGAAGAAGGAGCAGGAGGACCCCAACAAGCUGGCGACCAGCUGGCCUGAUUACUACAUCGACCGCAUCAACUCCAUGGCUGCAAUGCAGAGUCUGUACGCCUUUGAUGAGGAGGAGACAGAGAUAAGGAACCAAGUGGUGGAAGACCUGAAGACGGCCCUGCGGACACAGCCCAUGAGGUUUGUGACCCGCUUCAUUGAGCUGGAGGGCUUGACCUGUCUGCUGAAUUUCCUCCGGAGCAUGGACCACGCCACCUGUGAAAGCCGCAUCCACACCUCGUUGAUUGGCUGCAUCAAGGCUCUGAUGAACAACUCCCAGGGGCGGGCGCACGUGCUGGCCCAGCCAGAGGCUAUCAGCACCAUUGCACAGAGCCUGCGCACAGAAAACAGCAAGACCAAAGUGGCUGUGCUGGAGAUCCUGGGCGCUGUGUGCCUUGUACCUGGUGGCCACAAGAAAGUGCUUCAGGCCAUGCUCCACUACCAGGUGUAUGCGGCAGAGCGCACGCGCUUCCAGACACUGCUGAAUGAGCUAGACCGAAGUUUGGGCCGCUACCGGGAUGAAGUGAAUCUGAAAACAGCCAUCAUGUCUUUUAUCAAUGCUGUCCUCAAUGCUGGAGCUGGAGAGGAUAAUCUGGAGUUCCGCCUACAUCUACGGUAUGAGUUCCUAAUGUUGGGGAUCCAGCCUGUGAUUGACAAGCUCCGGCAGCAUGAGAACGCCAUCCUAGACAAACAUCUAGACUUCUUCGAGAUGGUCCGGAAUGAGGAUGACCUGGAGCUAGCCAGGAGGUUCGACAUGGUCCAUAUUGACACCAAAAGUGCUUCCCAGAUGUUUGAGCUGAUCCACAAGAAGCUGAAGCACACCGAGGCCUACCCGUGCCUGCUGUCUGUGUUGCACCACUGCCUGCAAAUGCCCUACAAGCGGAAUGGUGGCUACUUCCAGCAGUGGCAGCUCCUAGACCGCAUCCUUCAGCAGAUUGUCCUCCAGGAUGAAAGGGGUGUGGAUCCUGACCUGGCUCCCUUGGAGAACUUCAACGUGAAGAAUAUCGUCAACAUGCUCAUCAAUGAGAACGAAGUGAAGCAGUGGCGAGACCAAGCCGAGAAGUUCCGGAAAGAACACACAGAGCUGGUGAGCAGGCUGGAGAGGAAGGAGCGGGAAUGUGAGACGAAGACGCUGGAGAAGGAAGAGAUGAUGCGCACACUGAACAAGAUGAAGGACAAGCUGGCCCGGGAGUCCCAGGAGCUGCGCCACGCUCGGGGACAAGUGGCGGAGCUGGCAGCCCAACUCAGUGAGAUCUCGACAGGACCUGUAUCUUCCCUACUCCCCCCUGGAGCCCCCCUUACCUUGUCUUCCUCUAUGACAACCAGUGCCCUGCCUCCACCCCCACCCCCUCUGCCGUUCGCUUGCUGCCCCCCACCGCCACCACCACCCCUUCCACCCGGUGGGCCUCCAACUCCUCCCGGUGCCCCACCUUGCUUUGGCAUGGGCCUGCCCCUCCCUCCGGAGCCCUUCCCCAGCAGUGAUACCCCACUCAGGAAGAAGUGUGUCCCCCAGCCUUCCCAUCCACUGAAGUCCUUCAACUGGGUCAAGCUGAAUGAGGUGAGUAGCAAGGAGGAGAUCAGUAGGUCCAUCCUCCUACGGUGGUCCCCGGCCCAUGGACUGGCUAACAAGCGGAAUGGUGGCUACUUCCAGCAGUGGCAGCUCCUAGACCGCAUCCUUCAGCAGAUUGUCCUCCAGGAUGAAAGGGGUGUGGAUCCUGACCUGGCUCCCUUGGAGAACUUCAACGUGAAGAAUAUCGUCAACAUGCUCAUCAAUGAGAACGAAGUGAAGCAGUGGCGAGACCAAGCCGAGAAGUUCCGGAAAGAACACACAGAGCUGGUGAGCAGGCUGGAGAGGAAGGAGCGGGAAUGUGAGACGAAGACGCUGGAGAAGGAAGAGAUGAUGCGCACACUGAACAAGAUGAAGGACAAGCUGGCCCGGGAGUCCCAGGAGCUGCGCCACGCUCGGGGACAAGUGGCGGAGCUGGCAGCCCAACUCAGUGAGAUCUCGACAGGACCUGUAUCUUCCCUACUCCCCCCUGGAGCCCCCCUUACCUUGUCUUCCUCUAUGACAACCAGUGCCCUGCCUCCACCCCCACCCCCUCUGCCGUUCGCUUGCUGCCCCCCACCGCCACCACCACCCCUUCCACCCGGUGGGCCUCCAACUCCUCCCGGUGCCCCACCUUGCUUUGGCAUGGGCCUGCCCCUCCCUCCGGAGCCCUUCCCCAGCAGUGAUACCCCACUCAGGAAGAAGUGUGUCCCCCAGCCUUCCCAUCCACUGAAGUCCUUCAACUGGGUCAAGCUGAAUGAGAUUUCCUCCCUGGGUUCAUUCUUUGGCAGGUUGAAGCUUUCUAACGAGGAGAUCCGGCAGGCCAUCUUGAAGAUGGAUGAGCAGGAGGACCUUGCUAAGGACAUGCUGGAGCAGCUCCUCAAGUUCAUCCCAGAGAAGAGCGACGUUGACCUCCUGGAGGAGCACAAGCAUGAGAUUGAGCGGAUGGCCCGCGCUGACCGCUUCCUCUACGAAAUGAGCAGGAUCGACCACUACCAGCAGCGGCUGCAGGCCCUGUUCUUCAAGAAGAAGUUCCAGGAGCGGCUGACUGAGGCCAAGCCCAAAGUGGAAGCCAUCCUGCUGGCCUCCCGGGAGCUGAUCCGCAGCAAGCGACUAAUGCAGAUGCUAGAGGUCGUCCUGGCCAUUGGCAACUUCAUGAACAAAGGGCAGCGUGGGGGCGCCUAUGGGUUCCGGGUGGCCAGUCUCAACAAGAUUGCUGACACCAAGUCCAGCAUUGACAGAAACAUCUCCCUGCUCCAUUACCUUAUCAUGAUCCUGGAGAAGCAUUUCCCUGACCUCCUGAAUAUGCCCUCAGAGCUGCAGCAUCUCCCGGAAGCCGCUAAAGUCAACCUGGCAGAGCUGGAGAAAGAGGUGGGCAACCUCAGGAGGGGCCUCAGAGCAGUCGAGGUGGAGCUGGAAUACCAGAGGCGCCAGGUGCGGGAGCCGAAUGACAAGUUUGUCCCCGUCAUGAGUGAUUUCAUCACAGUGUCCAGCUUUAGCUUCUCAGAGUUGGAGGACCAGCUCAGUGAGGCCAAGGACAAGUUCUCCAAGGCCCUCAUGCACUUUGGGGAGCAUGACAGCAAGAUGCAGCCAGAUGAAUUCUUUGGCAUCUUUGACACCUUCCUGCAGGCCUUUUCGGAGGCCAGGCAGGACCUGGAGGCCAUGAGGAGGAGGAAGGAGGAGGAGGAGCGGCGGGCACGCAUGGAAGCCAUGCUGAAGGAGCAGCGAGAGCGGGAACGGUGGCAGCGACAGCGGCAGGUCCCGGCGGGCAGCACGCUGGAGGAAGGAGGCGAGUUCGAUGACUUGGUGUCAGCCCUGCGCUCCGGGGAAGUCUUUGACAAGGACUUGUGCAAACUCAGGCGCAGCCGCAAGCGGUCAGGGAGCCAAGCCCUGGAAGCUACCCGGGAGCGGGCAAUAAGCAGGCUAAAUUAUUGACCUGGGGACUGGCCACAGCAGGAGGCUGGGGGACAGGGAUGGAGCAAGAGGGGCUGAGUGGAGGCAUGUGAUCCUGAAACCAUCUGGGGCUCGUUUAGAGCCCUGGGAGGGUCCUGGGCCGGGGCUGUGCGUGGCAGGACCAGGGGUCUCCGCACACUUGACCUGAAGGGGCUCCUCUCCUCCUCUUCCAUGAUUCUUUCUGCAUCCUGCCCCCCCUGGGGUCACUCUCUAAGGCUGGACGUCCCUAGCAGGUUUCCCACCCCCAGCACAGGCACCUCCAUGUGGGCACAGAACUGUUCCACAUGUAGGCUGGACAGGCGCACAGACCCGUCAAACUGCGUGUGCGGAGGGGAGGAGCGGCAGGUGGCCCCGAGGGCCAGGGUGAGAAUCCAGGCUCCAAACUCUCAAGAGCUGGCUUAACCGAACAUUGAUCUGGGGGCAGACUUUCCUCUUGGAUGGAAAAGGAAGAGGUAUUAUAUAUUCUAGCUAGGUACGUUCCAGAAAAAAAAAAUGCUGGGAGGAUGAUGCAGGGACAGAGUCAUCAGACAGGCAACAGUGUCUGGUCCUUACAUCACAAGUCCUUUGUCCCCUCUCUUGCAUUAAGUCUUCCCCCUUUCCUUCCUUCUGCCACCUCCAUCCUGUUUACUAACCCAGAAUCCCAGAAAAACUUACCUUUGGGUUCCCACGACUAUGGCUUACUAUCAGGUAUUUGAUGAAUCCAGUAAGAGAAGGGAUUUGAGAAAGAUCCCACUCAUGACACCUUGUGCCUUGGCUGUAGGGACCCUGGAACUCCCCCUCCUGCCCCCCACCUCCCUUGUACAGCUGGAUAGGUGUCUUGAAGUGAGAAGGUGACCUCACAUGUCGAUUAGGAGUUUCUGAUAGCCCAUCACCAGAGGGCAGCACUUGAACGUCUAGCGACACCCUAGCGCUCCCUUGCCUACCAUUCAGUGCUUCUCAGACCCCAAAUUUUCUCUAACAUCUGCCUCAGGGCACAAGCCGCAGUGACCUCCCACUCCAUCCAGCCUGCAGGCGACUACCUCGCCUCGCCUCGCCACAUGUGUGUGGCUGAGGCUGGCCCUGGGGUGUUAGUUCCUGAGAGGCUCCUGAGGACCAGAGCUGCCCUCGGCAUCUUCACACCUUCCCUCAGGGCGCCUCCUCCUGAGGUUUUCAGACUUGGGGCCAGAGCAGGCAGGCGAGCUGGGGAGAUGGCGGACGGAGGAGGAAGGCCAGCUUCCGGGGAGUGCACUGCCUGAAGGAGCCAAGGGGUGGGAGACAGGGGCUUCCUACCCCAUCUCCGGUCCCCAGGUUGGUUCUCCGGCCUGACUUCCAAGGGGCCCGUACCCCCCUCCCACCUCCUCUCACCUUCCAUCCGGCCCAUCGUGAGCUGUCCUUCAGGGUUGGAAUGAUGGUUGUGUCUAAACAAAAUUUUCUCUCUUCUACAAGAAGGAAGGUGAGGUCAACUCCAUCGAGGAUCUUAUUUUUACUACAUUCCCUCCCCCUGGAGUUGACCUUUCUUCCUGUGCCUGAGCCCAGCCUACAGACCCUUCAUCAGUCAGCUCCGUAACCUUCGCUUUAUGUCUCGCCUUCCAACCUGCUCCUCUGGCUCAGGGCUGUUGCCAGCGGACAGACUGGUGGGCUGGGCCCACCCUUCAGCUGCCCUUCUAUCUUUUCCCUACAUCAGACUCCUGGGGAUGGGGCCAUAGCCGCUGCAGGGGAAGGAACCCAGGGUUGGUGAGCCCAGCAUGUGUGUUGGUUUGGGGGGAGGGAUUUGAGCAAAGGCAAGUCUGGCCAGGAUGGGUGUGAAGAGGCUGUCCUGGAGUCCAGGCAAGGGCAAAACGAAGGCUUCCAGGAAGGGCAGGUGCAGAGAGCUUUCUUAUACCCAAGAGCCCCUGCAUUGAGAAGCUGGUGCUGGGAAGGACAGGAGGGUUAUGGAUGGCAUCUCCGAAGGCCCUCCCCAAGCUGCCAGAAUGAGGCCAAAAUAACCUGCAGGGCCAGGGAACAGGGGAGGGUCCACUUCUGUCUAGCAAGUAUGUCCAAACCCGGGCAUUCCCACCCACCAGGAAGACAGGAUUACGCACCAGGGAAGACAAGAAACACGGAAGCUGUUCAAGGCACUUUGGCUCUGCAGAAAAGCAGUCUGGCUAACUGUUUACAGAGGGCACAUGCAGUGUUCCCGGGCUCAGGCAUCUCACCCCAGAUUUUUCCUUCUCUAUUUAUUAUUUUCUAGCUCUGGCCAGUGGCUUUGGUACCAGAUGCCACUGUCGCCAGAUCUGUAACAGUGCCUUGGACCAUGGACCAUCACGGCUGACUCAGCACACCGGGGCUGGUGCCCCCAGGGAGAUGGCUGAGUUGGUCUUUGAUGCUAAAUGUUUACACCUAUUAUAUUUGCUCCUCGGUCUUUCCCCAGUGCCCUGCCCACCCCUCCUGCCACCUUUGGGUAGAUUUCAGCUAAUUUUGUGUCCAACAUAAAAUUCAGUUACCUACUGCAACCCGGCGCUGUCUCAGCAGCAGCACCCAUUCCUCCUCCUGUGCCGGAAGUCAGGGGUGUUUAGGGCAGCAGGACGAGAGGAUUCUCCAGGUGGAUGGCGAAGAGUCUGGCCCAGGCUCUCCCCACCCCCACCCCAUUUCCAUGAACUGGGGCACCGUGACCAUCUCCCCCACCUCCAGCGGGGACACCUUCACGCCAAGGCUGCUCUCACCAGCUGUCUCAGACAACAAAUGAGGCUCAUGUACAAAAUCUACAGCAUCCUUUUUACCUGCACCUUUUUUAUAAGAAUAUAUUGUAAUACUAAAAAAUAUUAAACCCGUAUCAU